This is a messenger RNA of Prunus armeniaca (apricot), 1143 nucleotides long. The record is from the annotation of a GenBank genome assembly. Lineage: Eukaryota; Viridiplantae; Streptophyta; Magnoliopsida; Rosales; Rosaceae.
AUGGCACUUGGAGAGAUCUUUCUUGCUGCAUUCCUUCAACUGCUGCUCAACCGGUUGACUCCUCGCAACUUUCUCAACUUUGCACAGAAAGAGGGUGUUGGCAAGAAGAUGAAGAAAUGGACUACAAUGUUAUCUGCAAUUGGAGCGGUGCUGCAUGAUGCGGAGGAAAAGCAACUAAUGAGCGAGGCUGUGAAACUGUGGCUGGAUGAUCUCAAAGAUUUGGCUUAUGAUGUGGAAGACAUGUUGGACAAGUUUUCCACUGAGAUGUUUCGGCGCAAGGCAAAUAAGCUACAUGGGGCUACCACAAGUAAGGUACGAAGCUUAAUUCCAAGAGUUAAAUUCAAAAGUAGUAUGAACUCAGAAGUAAAGGUGAUUACUGAUCGAUUACAUGAGAUAUCUGAACGAAAAGACAAGCUGGGUUUAAAUUAUAUUGGCACAACUUCUAGUAAGGCACGCCAGAGGUCACCAAGUUCAAGUGUGUUAGAUGGACCAGUUGUUGGAAGAGAUGGUGAUAAAGCGAAGAUUCUGGAAUUGCUGUCAAGAGAUGAGCCUAGUUCUGCCAAUUUUCAUGUAGUUUCUAUUGUUGGCAUGGCUGGAGUUGGGAAGACAACGCUUGCUCAGCUUGUGUUCAACGACAACGAUGUUUCCAUGAAAUUCAGCCCUAAGGCAUGGGUGUCCGUGUCUGAUGAUUUCAACAUUGUUAGAGUAACAAGGGCAAUUCUUGAAUCAAUCACGUCUCGGCACUGUGAUUUGGAGGAAUUCAGCAACAUUCAGGAUAAUCUGAGCAAGGAAUUAGCAGGUAAAAAGUUUUUAAUUGUUCUAGAUGAUGUUUGGAAUACAUGUGACUAUGAUCUAUGGAUCAAACUUCAGUCGCCUUUUCGUGUUGGAGCACUAGGAAGUAAGGUAAUUGUGACAACACGUGAUGGAGAAGUUGCAAAAAUGAUGAGAGCCAUUGGAGUUCAUAAUUUGGAGUGCAUAUCAAAUGACGAUUGUUGGAGAGUGUUUGAGCAGCAUGCAUUCUUGAAUGUUAACAACGGAAAGCCACCAAAUAGUGAGUUAUAUAGGGAGAAAAUUGCUAUAAAUGUGGUGGAUUGCCUUUGGCCGCAAGGACUCUUGGUGGCCUUUUGGGUUGUAAAGAAAUAG